Rosa chinensis is the source of this 3950-nucleotide messenger RNA. RefSeq names its product glutamate receptor 1.4. The record is from RefSeq and is a predicted model, not a curated record. Gene Ontology annotation, cellular component: plasma membrane. The transcript has 6 exons. The coding region runs from base 1344 to 3908 and encodes 854 amino acids. Gene Ontology annotation, molecular function: glutamate-gated receptor activity. NCBI's taxonomy places the organism in Eukaryota, Viridiplantae, Streptophyta, Magnoliopsida, Rosales, Rosaceae.
AUACUUGUAAUUUGCAAUAAUUGCAUCGAUUGAAUAGGUGGAGAAAACUAAUCGUACCUAGUAACAGCCUCUUUUGCAUACGCAUUAGGUUACCCGUUAGAGAUUACAAUGAGGAUUAGUAUCUGCAGCAAUUUGUUUGCUUGCUGGUUAUUUCUUUGUUGGUGUCUAUUUUUGGGCAGGAUGGAGCUCUUGUCUUUGAGGGAGCUUAUAGCUUCAAUGGCAUAAUACGUAUCCCUUUGGGCAGCAAGAGUUUGAUCCUCACCUUUUACCCGUACUUUGAUUAAGAAACCUGACAUAUAUACAGUAUACACGCUUUGUUCUAUUUCUUGCUGAAAGAAUGAGUUUUGAAAAAGAAAACAUGAUUCGGUUCUGCUCUUUGUUAUUUCAGUUUACUGUUUCUGAGGAAUUGGGUAAUCUUGUCUGUUUACUACUAAAAUAGGACAGUGAAAGGCAUCAAAUCUGAAUAAACCUACUAAAUCACCAUAUUUUUUAGCUGUGGCUAUUUGUAAGAAAAGAUGAAUGAGUUGGGUUCAUUUCUACCUGGAACAUAACAGGAACUUACAGAGGUCUGUAACUUGUGGCCAUUUGUUUGUGCAUAAGUUCUGUAUUACUAACUGGUUCAUAUAAUAUUCUUAUAACUUUCCAUAGAAUUGUGCACUGUGAAACUUAUUGGUGUAGUAACUGCAUAAGAAUCUAACGUUGUAAAAUUUAGCGGAUUCUGUAAAACUCUAAAAGUGGGGAGGGGGUUUAUGGUUUAGGUUGGGGGAGCUGCCAUGAUUUCUGGAGGAUAUUUCUUGAACAUGAUUUUGCAACUGGUCUAGCAGGUCAUGUUAUAUAGCAGUUUGAACCCUUUUGAAUAUGCAGAACUAACCUCGAGAUGUGCCAGAGAUUUCAGAGCUCUUCUGGACAGUGGAAGUUAUGUUCAACCUCUUGGGUUGACUUCGUUAUAAGUAGUUGAUUAGUGGUUCCAGCUUGUAUUGUUUUUGACUCUUUGUAACACUAUCACUUUAAAAAAAAAAAAAUACAGUUGUGUAUCAGACAAAAACUCACCAACCUCAACAAAUCGGCAGUAUUUCUGGUAUUUUAGUCUUGCACCGUGGCUCCAACUUCUUAUGUGGACAGGCAUUGGGACUUUUAUACUGUUGUAAAUUUUCUUCUACUGUUAAUACAAAAAUUGACCGCCUGUUUUUACAGCAAAAAUCGACUGCUGCCUGGUACUAACGAAAUUGAAAGUGUAAAUCCUCUUGUCAAGCGUAAUCUUGUAGGAGCAUUCUUGUCAUUUACUACUCGAUGAGUUUUUCACUGACAGCCCCCUAGUCUUAUUAAUAACAUGAUGCCAGAACAUGCUUGCAAAACAAGAUCAGGUUCAUGUCGGUGUCAUUCUCGAUAUGGGAUCAAGGGAAGGAAAGAUUAUUCUCAGCUGCAUAUCAAUGGCCCUCUCUGAUUUUUACCAUCUGCAUGAUAACUACAGUACAAGAGUAGUUCUCCACAGUAAGGAUUCCAAAGGUGAACCUCUGCCUGCUCUGUCAGCUGCCCUUGGUCUUUUGGAAAACAUCAAAGUGGAAUCAAUAAUUGGUGCACAGACAAGAGCAGAAGCAAACCUUUUGGCAGAAUUAGGAGAAGCGGCCAAACUGCCUGUAAUGUCUCUUUCUCGUCCUCUGACUGACAAUAAAUAUCCUUUCCUCGUUGAGAUUAUGCGCAGUGAUCAAGCUGCUGAAGUUAGGGGAAUCAGUGCACUUAUUGAAGUAUUCAAAUGGAGGGAUGUUAUAAUUUUAUAUGAUAACAAAGAAUAUGAGAAAGACUUCAUUCCAUCAUUAGUCAACUCUUUCCAAGAGAUCACACAUCGGAGUGUUUCAUACAAGAGUUCCAAUAUUGCUUCCUCCUCAUCAAAUGAAGAAAUCAUUGAAGAGCUCCAAAAGCUGACGAGAUUGAAGAUUAAGGUAUUUGUGGUGCAUGUGUCACAUUUGCUUGCACCACGCCUUUUCUUAAUUGCAAAUAAGUUAGGGAUGAUGAGUGAAGGGUAUGCUUGGAUUGUGACUUCGAGUAGCAUGAAUUUAUUGCAAGCCAUGAAUUUAUCUGUUAUCGAGUCAAUGCAAGGAGUGCUGGGUUUCAAGUCGUCUAUUCCAGCAUCAAUAAACCUUCACAGUCUUACAACAAGAUUGAGGAGGAAGUUUUACAUGGAGGAUCCAAAUAUGGAAGCGAUUCGGGAGUUGAGUGCAGAUGGGAUCUGGGCAUAUGAUGCAACUUGGGCUCUAGCAGAAGCAGUUGAAAGAGCAAGGCUUAAAAAUUCUACAACUAGAUCCUCCAAAGAUGGAGCUGUGCUUCUUAAUGAGAUGUUGCAGACUAGAUUUAAAGGUUUAAGUGGUGAAAUUCAAUAUGUGAAUGGGAAACUGAUUCCAUCAGAACCAUUUGGGAUAGUUAAUGUUAUUGGAAAAGGUGAGAUCAAAAGGAUUGGAUUUUGGCCUUGCAAAGAAGAAGUAAAAUCCAGAAAAGGGUCACCCUAUCAGCAGCUUAUUCAUAGUAGGAGAAAUUUAGCUUCUACAAUUGAUCUUGAAAGAGUCAUCUGGCCUGGAGGAUCCAAAAGGGAAUUGAGUAGUAGUGAAACAAUUAAACUAAGAAUUGGUGUUCCAGUGAGAUUCGGGUUCAAGGAACUUGUUCGUGUUGAGCAUGAUCUUGAAACCAACACAACUCAUGUCACUGGCUUUUCUAUAGAUGUAUUUAAAGCUGCAAUUGGAGCUUUGCCGUAUGAAGUGCAAUACGAGUUUAUUCCAUUUGAGGAUGCCAAUGGAAAUUCUGCAGGGACUUAUAAUGAUCUUGUUUACCAGGUUUAUCUCAAGAAAUUCGAUGCUGUUGUUGGAGAUGUUACUAUCACAGAGAACAGAUCUCAGUAUGUUGAUUUUACAAUCCCAUAUACUGACUUAGGUGUGGGAAUGUUGGUACCAAAUGCCAAGGAAAACAUGUGGAUUUUCUUUAAACCACUUUCAAAAUAUCUUUGGAUAACAACUGCUGCUUUCUUUAUCCUUACUGGCUUUGUUGUCUGGAUAAUUGAGCAUCCUACUAAUGAAAACUUCCGAGGCACAGCAGCAGAACAAAUUGGAACAGUAUUCUGGUUCACCUUCUCUUCUCUUGGGUUCACUUAUACGGAGAAGUUGUCAAAUAAUUUGGCAAAGUUUGUAGUGAUCAUAUGGGUGUUUUUAGUGCUUAUAUUGUCGUCGACUUACACUGCAACUCUAGCAUCAAUGAUGACAGUCAAACAGAUACAGUUAAACUCAAGGGGAAACUAUAUAGGUUACCAAUCGGGUUCCUUAGGAGUUAUAGUGAACUUGAAUUUCAAAGGGAUUAAGCCAUAUCGUUCAAGUGAGGAGUAUUUUGUUGCUUUAUCAAAAGGAAGCAAGCAUAAUGGUGUUUCUGGGGUUAUUGACGAGGUUCCAUACAUCAACAUCUUCCUCGCAAACUAUUCUGCUGACUACUCGAUGAUUAAAACCAAGUCUAUCACCAAUGGUUUUGCCUUUGUUUUCCCUAAAGGUUCGAAACUGGUUCAAGAUGUGUCAAGGAAAAUUGAACGUCUGAGACAGGAAGAAAAGCUUAUAGAGAUGGAGAAGACCUGGUUUCUUCGAAAAACAACUCUCAUGUCUGAUGAGGAUAUUAAUAACAAAGAUCCCAAUACGAUUGACCUCUACGACAUCCGCGGUCUAUUCGUUAUUAGUGGCGCUUCUUUAGCGAUUGCUCUUUUCUUAUUCAUAGUUGUAUCCCAUAGAUUUAGAAAUCUGAUUAGAGGACUAGUGCAGUUGAUUGGAAGACAACUACAGCGUUUAAGGAUGUUUGUCUCCAACAAAGUAUGCAGUAGAACUGAACAAAACUGCUGCAUGUCACUUCCUAUGCAAUUGUACAUAUACACUGUCCGAUAAUCACUAAAACAAAUAUAGUUCGAUACUUCGAUGCAUUUGAUA